Molecule: messenger RNA, 2554 nt
Organism: Camelina sativa (false flax)
Lineage: Eukaryota; Viridiplantae; Streptophyta; Magnoliopsida; Brassicales; Brassicaceae
Source: RefSeq, a predicted model, not a curated record
UCUCUCUGCUUUAUAAACCCUAAGAGAUUCUCUUCUUCUCUCUCUCUCACACCAAAUUUGCAUUUUCGUGAUCAUCAUCAUCCACCUUUUUUUCUCUCUUUCUGCAUUUUGUCCCCAGCUGCGAUUAAAAUCCUGAAUAUUUGAGGGAAAAAAAAAAAACAGAGUUCAAUCUCAGAUUCAGCAGCAGUUUAGCUUGAAUCAAAAAUAAUCGUAACUGCUCGAUCAUAAGAUGGAGGAAGCAACUCAAGUAGCAAACUCCGAGGUCCCUGUAGUGAAAGGUGAUACUGAUGACCUUAAGACAGUUGAUGUUUCCGUCAAGGCUGUGAAUGGAGAAGUUCCAAAAGAAGAGAAGGAAGAGGAAGAUGGGGAAUUUAUAAAGGUUGAGAAGGAAGCUUUUGAUGCCAAGGAUGAUGCCAAGAAAGCAGAGCAUGUUCCUGUUGAAGAGCAAAAGGAAGUUUCAAUUGAAAGAAGCUCGAGUGGUUCACAAAGAGAACUACAUGAAUCACAAGAAAAAGCGAAAGAACUAGAGCUCGAGUUGGAAAGAGUAGCAGGGGAACUAAAACGGUAUGAAUCUGAGAAUACCCAGUUGAAGGAUGAGCUUUUGUCUGCCAAAGAGAAAUUAGACGAAACGGAAAAGAAGCACGGCGAGCUCGAAGUUGUCCAAAAGAAGCAGCAAGAGAAAAUUGUUGCAGGGGAAGAGAGACACAACUCACAGUUAAAGUCCUUAGAAGAGGCUUUGCAGUCGCAUGAUGCCAAAGAUAAGGAACUAACUGAAGUUAAGGAAGCUUCUGAUGCGUUGGGUAUAGAACUCGAGAGCUCCAGAAAGAAGUUGAUAGAGUUGGAGGAGGGGCUAAAACGAUCAGCUGAAGAGGCUCAGAAAUUUGAAGAGCUGCAUAAGCAAAGCGCUUCUCAUGCUGACUCUGAGACGCAGAAGGCUUCGGAAUUUGCAGCGCUUCUUGAAUCGACAAAACAAAGUGCCAAGGAAAUGGAGGAAAAAAUGGCAUCCCUGCAACAAGAAAUCAAGGAGCUGAAUGAUAAGAUAUCUGAAAACGAAAAGGUUGAAGCGGCCUUAAAGAGUAGUGCGGGAGAAUUAGCUGCGGUGCAAGAGGAAUUGGCACUUUCAAAAUCUCGUUUGUUGGAGUCAGAACAAAAGGUUUCUUCCACAGAAACCCUCAUUGAUGAACUGACUAAGGAACUUGAGCUGAAGAAAGCUUCCGAAUCUCGGUUCAAGGAAGAGUUAUCUGUUCUCCAGGAUUUGGAUGUUCAGAUCAAAGAUCUUCAGGCUAAACUCUCCGAACAGGAAGGUAUUAAUUUAAAGCUUGCGGAAGAACUCAAGGAGAAGGAACUGCUGGAGUCAUUAUCUAAAGACCAAGACGAGAAGCUGAGAACUGCAGAUGAGAAGUUUGCUGAAGUGUUGAAAGAAAAAGAAGCGCUUGAAGCAAAUGUAGCAGAGGUCACGAGUAAUGCAGCAAAAGUAAAAGAGGUCUGCAAUGAACUAGAAGAGAAACUGAAGACGUCAGAUGAGAAUUUCUCCAAAACAGAUGCUCUUCUGUCUCAAGCUUUGUCAAACAAAUCUGAACUUGAACAGAAACUGAAAUCGCUGGAGGAGCUUCAUAAUGAAGCUGGAUCUGUAGCAGCAGCUGCUACCCAGAAGAAUCUUGAGUUAGAGGAUGCUGUUCGGUCCUCUAGUCAAGCAGCAGAAGAAGCCAAAUCACAGAUAAAAGAGCUGGAGGCACAGUUCACUGCAGCUGAACAAAAGAACGUGGAGCUUGAGCAGCAACUGAACGUAUUGCAGCUGAAAAACAGUGAUACAGAACGGGAGUUAAAAGAAUUCUCUGUGAAAGCAUCGGAACUAAAAACUGCUAUUGAAGCUGUCGAGGAAGAGAAGAAACAGGUGACCAGUCAGAUGCAGGAAUACCAAGAAAAAGCAUCUGGAUUGGAAUCAUCGCUGAACCAACUAUCAGCCAGAAAUUCAGAGCUUGAAGAAGAUUUGAAAAUCGCUUUGCAGAAGGGCGCAGAGCAUGAAGACCGUGCUAAUACGACACACCAGCGCAGCAUUGAACUAGAAGGUCUGUGUCAAACAUCACAGUCAAAACAUGAAGACGCAGAAGGAAGAUUGAAAGAUUUAGAGCUUCUACUCCAGACAGAAAAAUACAGAAUUCAGGAACUUGAGGAGCAGGUUAGCUCGCUGGAGAAGAAGUGUGGAGAAACUGAAGCAGAUUCCAAAAGUUACGUGAGUCAGGUGGCUGAGCUUCAAUCCACGCUAGAGGCAUUUCAAGUGAAAAGUUCGAGUCUUGAAGCUGCGUUAAACAUUGCAACUGAGACCGAGAAAGAACUGACAGAAAAUCUAAACACUGUUAUAGGUGAGAAAAAGAAAUUAGAAGAUACAGUAAAUGAGCUCAACGUGAAGGUCAGUGAGUCUGAUAAUCUAUUAGAAGGCCUCAGGAGUGAAAUGAAUGUCACACAAGGAAAGUUGGAGAGUAUUGAAAAUGAUCUGAAAACUUCUGGCUUACGGGAAAGCGAAGUAAUGGAGAAACUGAAGUCUGCUGAAGAG